AUUAAUUAUUGAGUUACAUCUACAGGCUAAAUAUCAAACAUGUAAAAAUAAACGAUAUGAUUAUUAUCUAAUAAUCAUAAUAUACAUUAAAUAUAAACAUAGGCGUCAUUGAAUCUCUUAAAUAAUCAAGAUGUAAAAUCUUGGUCCAAAGGUUCUCUUGUGAUGAUUGUCCAUUCAUUAUUCAUAUCAAGUUAUGAUUUAUAUUAAUAAUAAAAAUAAAUUAUUUCACAUUUUAAAAAACAAGACAUAAAAAUUUAUCUGCUCAUAUUUAUUUCAAUACAAAACGACAUGUAAAAGCAUCAGUAGCAAUUAAGUGAAGGCUGACUCAUAAUUUUAAGUUGUCAAUAAUAAAAGACUGUCAUUAAGAAGUAAAGGCUUUAAUUAAAUGUAUAUGUAAAUUACUUUAAUUAAUAAUUACCCACAUAAUAUCCACAAGCAAUGGAAGCUACUGAAGAAUCAACUGUCAAACGUAAAUCUAUUGGUCGUUUAUUGAAACGUAUUCCUCAAAAUAUUGCUACAACUGUUGAACAUUUUUUUUAUAGUUUAGGAAUACAAAUAGCAAGACAACCAAUAAUAUGGAUAUUAGGAUGUUCAAUAGUAGUUUUAUUGUGCAUAGGAGGUUUGUACCGUUUCCGUCAAGAAAAAAAUCCAUUGAAAUUAUGGGUACCACCGGAUUCCGACUUUGUGAAAGACACUGAAUGGUUGAUGGAGCGUUUUGGUGAAGGACAACGCGUUGAGACUGUGAUUAUGACUGCUGAUGAUGUUUUACAACCUCAUGUUUUAUUUGAAAUGAAUGAAAUAAUAAAACGUAUCAUGUCUAUGGAGACUGAUAGUCAACCAAAGCUUUAUUGGACUGAUGUUUGUUUUAAGAUUCCUAUAAUAUCUGGGUACACAAAUCGUGAAAAACGUGAUAUAGAAGAUGACGAUUUUUUUGAAGAAGAACCAGCAGCACGUUCAGAUAAAAUAAAUUUCGAUCCUUCAGUUCAUGCGCCGACAAAAGUAUACUGCGAUAUUUUAAAUAAUUUACCGACAGGUUGCCUUAUUCUGAGCAUACUUGAUUUAUGGGAGUAUAAUUCUGAUUUAAUAUUUAAUCAAACAAAAGCUGAUAUUAUUAAAAAAAUAAAUUCUGCUGAAAUAAGUCCAACUUUGGGUCAUCCGAUGAAUUUUACUGAAUUAUUAGGUGGCACUGUCACCGAUGACACGGGUAAAAUUGUCAGCGCUAAGGCUCUCAAGACUCACUGGAUGCUGCACGUUGAUUUUAAACAAAUAAAUAUGAAUGACGCCGGCAAUGAUGUUGGAACUUCUGACUGGGCAACGCUUGAUGUAUUAAAUUGGGAAAGUGCCUUUAUAAAUCAACUUCACUCGAGCUCUGAGUAUUUAAAAAAAAAUAAUCUCAUUACUAAUCAAUCAUUGGAGAUAUGGUAUGAAGCCGGUCGUAGUUUUGGUGACAUAAGUGCCUCGACAAUGUUCCAAGAUAUAAAAAAAGUAAUAAUAGGAAUAGUUUUAAUGACUCUGUACGUCCAGAUUAUUCUAUCCCGUUUCAAUUGGUUAGAAUGGCGCUUUUGUUUAACGAGCGCUGGCUUGUUAUGCGUUGGAGGAGCUUUUGUUGUAGCUGUUGGACUAUGCUCUCUAUUUGGUGUGCCUUAUGGACCAGUACACUCUUCGUUACCUUUUAUGCUGAUGGGUCUUGGUGUAGAUGACAUAUUUGUAAUGAUGGCAUCUUGGGAAGAAGUCUUAUCGCACGAGUCAAAUCGUGUUAAAUCUGUUGAAGAGCGUAUUGGUAUCAUGUUAAGUCAUGCAGGUGCUGCUAUUUCAAUAACAUCUUUGACGGAUGUUGUUGCAUUUAUUAUUGGUGCAUCUACGAUUCUUCCAUCACUAGAAUCAUUUUGUAUUUACGCAGCAGUUGGAGUUCUUGUUACUUUUUUAUUGCAAGUAACAUUUUUCGUAGCAGUAUUUACGCUGGAUGUAAGACGAAUUGAGAGUAAACGUAACGGAGUAAUACCAUGUAUAGUACAUAAAAAUCAUCAAACACCACAAGUUGAUCCAAGUAAAACAAUAUCAUGGCGUAUAUUUAACUGGCUCUACUCCAAAAUAGUAUUGACAUUAUCAGGAAAAAUAUUUAUUAUAUUAAUAACCGCAUCAGUGACUGUCAUCGGUGGCAUUGGUGCUUACAAUCUCGAACAAUGGUUCGAUCCCAACUGGUUUUUACCAAAAGAAUCUUAUCUCAGUAAUUAUAUUAAUAUUAAUGAUAAACAAUUUCCAAAUCGCGGUAACCCAGCGGCUAUCUACAUCGCGGAUAUUGAUUAUCUAAAUGAAUUUCCAAAAUUAAUAACAGUUACCGAGAGAUUAAUUAACAUGACAACUAUUAUUAAUAGUGUUGAAUCUUGGCCGCAUGACUUCGCUGAUUUUGUAACACUUCACUAUGAAAUAGAUGUCACAAAUAAUAACACAGUAACAGUAGAUGAUUUUAAUUUUUAUCUAUCAAAAUUUUUAUUCAGUCGAAGUGGAGGCCGCUAUCAGAAAAAUUUUCGGUUCAAUGGAACACUGACAUGUGGAAAAAAUACACCAAAAAUAAUGCUCUCUAGUAUAAGUUUAUCAUUUAAAAAGUUUAGCGGACCAGAUGAAUGGAUACCCGCAAUGGAUGCUGUUAAAUUAGUGGUUAAAGAAACAAAUUUUAGCAACUACGCUACCAUAUGGAGUAAAAUAUUUGCUGCCUGGGUAACAGACAAAGUAAUUGCUCGUGAAGUUACGCGUAAUAUAAUACUUGCACUUAUUUGUGUGAUGGGUACUACUGCAGUGUUGAUAGCUGAACCGCAGACGUGUAUUUGGAUACUUUUGUGCGUCAGUUUAACUCUUGUUGACAUUUGUGGAUUCAUGUAUUACUGGGGAUUAUCUGUUGACAUUGUUUCCUGUAUAGGACUUGAAUUAGCAGUGGGCUUAAGUGUUGAUUAUGCAGCGCACGUAGCCCACGCAUUUUUAAACAGUAAAUCACCUAAUGACGCCGGAGGCGAUGAAAAUAAUCGUACUGUAAGGGCAUUAAUUGCCGUAAGACAUAUCGGUGCGGCGGUACUUUAUGGCGCUGGUUCAACAUUACUCGCUCAAUCGCUUCUAGCGUUUUCUGAAGCAUACGUUUUCCGAACAUUUUUCAAGAUAUUUUUCCUCGUUAUUUCAUUCGGCGUCUGGCACGGCCUCUUCUUGCUGCCAGUAAUUUUAAGCUCCAUUGGUCCACAGAGUCUACAAGUCGGUAGAACUAAAAUUGAUAAAAAUACUAGUAAUAAUGAUAAAAAUAAUGCAAUCGUACUAGACAGUGAUAUUGAUUCGAAGGACUUGAGUGCACAAAUCCCUCUAAAUUUUAUACAAAACGAUUAAUUAUAUUUUAUUUAUAAAUAAAUAAAUAUUUUGUAUCCUCAUUCAUCUUUAUCAAUAAUAUUUAUUUUUGGUUCAAUAAACAUACAAAAUUAUUACACUAUUCAUACUUAUUAAUCACACAUUUAUACAAAAAUAAUAAUAAUUAUUGAAGUAAUAAUAAUAAUAAUAAUUAUAAAAUUGGAUAACUUAAAAAAAAACGGUAUUAUUUAUAUAUAUAUUAAAAUUAAAAACAAGUAGAAAAUAAAAUGUUGGAUCCUGUGAUGAUUUUGUUUAUUGAUCCGUUAAUAAAACUGUUUAAUUAUAAAUAAUUGUAAAUAAAAUAAAGUAAAAUAAAUGACUAUUGUAAAACGUAAAGGUAAAAAUUGUAUUGUAUGCAUUAUUUAUAUAUAUUUAUUAAUUUUUAUUUUAUUUAUAUAUAUUUAUAUUUAUACUCGUAAUUAAUAAUGACGUAAAAAUGAGCGGCGAGGGGAAUCACCCAAUCGACAGGUAGUUAAACCCCCAUCGCUGUCUCUCUCAGUCUUACACAGUUCAUAUGCAUUCAUUCAUUUAUUCAUGCGUACCCUUAUCAAUUUUAUUUCAUUUUCAUUUUUAUUUUUAUUUACUUAUUUUCUUUUUUUUAUUAUUAUUAUUAAUAUUAUUAUUAUUAUAAGUAUUAUUAUUAUUAUAGUUUUCAAUCCUUUUUUUAUUUAUUUUUCAUACCCCGUAAAAUCGUGCUCGUUAUUCAAAUAAUAAUUUUUAAAUUUCUCCGUCUCUCCUGAUCGGCCGCGGACGGAGCAGCAAGUGAUCCUCGACAAACUUACGAUUUUAAAUUAAAUUAUAAAAUUAUUGU
This is a messenger RNA of Microplitis mediator, 4198 nucleotides long. Its product is annotated as NPC1-like intracellular cholesterol transporter 1. The record is from RefSeq and is a predicted model, not a curated record. NCBI's taxonomy places the organism in Eukaryota, Metazoa, Arthropoda, Insecta, Hymenoptera, Braconidae. Bases 439 to 3369 code for a protein of 976 amino acids. The transcript is spliced from 9 exons. Gene Ontology annotation, cellular component: membrane.